CGCGUGAGAACAGGAACGAAAGACUGGGAGUUGUUAUCGGUGUUCACGUGCAGUUCUGGGUUGUGUUGCUGCUGUUUCAGACGAGGAUUCGCGAUCGACGGUGGCCACUGAUGCACGUUUUGACAAGAAAAACGAGUGACUCUUCGACUGAUGGAUCGAUAAUGGACUCGAUCCAGGGGCCAAGUAGAGGUGCCAAGUAUGUGACGUGCUGACACCCUUCCUCUGUUGGCCUCUUACCAAGUCCGUCAGCAGAAAGAGGAGCUUUGCAGUUGUCAGCUGGUGCAGGCGCAGGAAGAAAAAAAAAGUCCUUCCAAUGUCUUUAGUAGAGGAUGUUCUGGAUGUGCUGCACAUGGUCCUGGAGUACUUUGGAGUCCCUCCAGACAUGCUGGUUCCAGUGUGGGCCAGUCAGCUGUGCGGUCAGUAUCGCAGCAUUGUGCGGAUGAUUGGGACAAAUCUCCCCCUGACACCGGCGGCACGUGUCCACUUCCAGAUCCCUCUGCUCACCCACAGACCCCAUGGAUAUGUUGACGUCACCGUGGACGCGCCUGCCAUCCCCUCGCUUGCUGACGUCCUGUGGGUGUUUGAGGACGAGGGGGACAGCUGUGCUAAGACCAGGAACCAUCUACCUCCGAAGAAGCAGAGCACUGUAAAUCGAGAUGUGGCGAGACACCCAGGGCCGGCCCCGACUCGAGCCCAGAGAGGAGGCAGAGCUGUAAGACCGGCGACUGAACCAGACGCCCUGAAGAAGAUCACAGCACUGGAGAGUGAGCUGCUCAAACUGCGAGCUCAGAUAGCCAUGAUUGUAACCGCUGCUCCAGCCUCAGGUCUAAGAGAGAGCCAGAAUACCCCGGGCACGCCUCUGAUGUCUCCUCCCCCUCGGCCAGCUCUCACCUCCACACCUCGCUGUGCUGCACCUCCACCACCGCCUCCUCCUCCUCCUCCUCUUCCUCCUCCCUGCCCUGGCGUCUCCACUGACACUUUGUCUGUAGCGGAGCUGAUCCGCCAACGCAGGAAGCACGAGAAAGACGCUAACGGUCAGCUCAAAUCUGAGGGCUCGGGCCUCACGAGCGGUUCGGAAGCUAAAGGGAUCCCCUCCAUGCUGGAUGUUCUCAAGGACUUAAAUCAAGUUAAAUUGCGCUCGGUGGACAGAUCACCAGGGGGCACGCCAGUCAGGAGGAGACGCAGUAAGGGAAGGGGAGCGCUGCUCAGUGACCCGGCAUCUCUGAUUGCAGAAGCCCUGAAGAGAAAGUUCGCCCAGCAUCGCCAUAACACCUCGUCUGACAAAGAGAAUUCACUAGAACUCUCGCCUUUCGGCAGCCCCGAUUCACCUAAGGUCCCUCCCCACACCAGACGCAGUCAGGGACACCGCCACCUGUUGUCCCGAUAACAGUGUACCGCUGAACUUGAGAGGUCAAACGUAAGACGGCCCACCAGCCAAUCGCAGCUAGCGCAGAUAUUUUUAUUUUCGUCCUGUUUUAUAAGAGUGCUCGAUACUGUGAUGUAUGUCUUUGUUCGGAGGUUUGAAUGUGUAUUUGUGUUGAAGCUAAUGCUGUGAGCAAAGAAGGUACCGAUGUUUUGUUUUCGUAAAAUUGCAGUCUAAUGUUAUUCUUGGUGAUAUGUUUGUGUGCAGAACUCCUUUUUAAAGGAGAUAAUGUAUUUGAGCAGGUAUGCACUGUAGCCUUUUCCUUCCUGCCCUCAUGUCUCUAAAAUCACUUUGUGAGAUCUUAAUCUCAACCAAGUGAAAUCAGCAACAUGUUUUUUAGAUUCACCUUAGCUCUAUUCUAUGCAACUGCUGUUUCAGGUUAUUUUAUUUUGUCAAAGUGUUCAAGUGCACUGUCCAAUUUUUGUUGUUGUUCUUAUGUUUCUGUCGAUAGGUCAGGUUGUGUCCAAAUCCUGUUCAGGUUUUAAUUUUGGUUUUUUUUGUUUUUUUUACAGAGGAGUGCAAAACAUUGUGCAUAUGACGUCCUUUUACAUUGUUGCAUUCAUGGCCGUUUUUAAGCAUAGGUGUGCUAGGAGUCGGCCAGGCACGAUAAAGAGGGGGAAGAAAUCAGUUUUCCAUAGACAUUAAAUAAUAUUAUCCACACUGCAGAUCAGGCUCAAGAAGUAUUACAUAAGCAAGACAUCCAUCAUUGAAAUCCCUGUAUCUCUGCAGAGAUGUGAUAGAGACUGGACACUAAUAGAUGGUCAGAAACUUUUCAAUGAUAGAAUCUCACAGGGAUAUUGAUAAUCAAAUUUUUUACAUCAGCGUAAACCAGAUUAAAUGAUAACAGAGAUUAGCUGUCAUUCAUGUUUCUAAUUUAAAGAUAAAGUUAAUGAUAUGAUAGAAACCAGUUGGGUGAAGUUUGAGUAAAGUUCCCUUUUAAAAUAAUUAAAUAUGAUAAAAUUGUUUGAGCAAAAGAUUAAUCAACUCAGGGUCCUAAACCACCAUGUCUAAAAACGGCCUUGACUUGCAUUACAUGUUAUUGUUCCAUUUUUGGAAAAUUAAUGUCUUGUUCGUUCAACUAUGGAAUAAAUAUUGGUAAUUUUCUGACAAAA
Scophthalmus maximus (turbot) is the source of this 2535-nucleotide messenger RNA. RefSeq names its product mitochondrial fission regulator 2 (gene mtfr2). Lineage: Eukaryota; Metazoa; Chordata; Actinopteri; Pleuronectiformes; Scophthalmidae. The transcript has 9 exons. Gene Ontology annotation, biological process: mitochondrial fission; aerobic respiration. Bases 314 to 1387 code for a protein of 357 amino acids. Gene Ontology annotation, cellular component: mitochondrion. The record is from RefSeq and is a predicted model, not a curated record.